ACCGAGAUGGAAUAUCCCAGUCUCAACCGGUUUCAACCGGUAUUGGGUUUGAAGCAUGAGAUGAGAGGAAGAGGUGCCUUACACGCUCUUAAACAACCCUGAUAUCUAAUAUUAUAGACGAGUAGAAACUACAAUAAACUCAAGACUCUUUAAUAUCGUGAUUAUGAACCGGAAUAACGCAAAACGUGUGACUCCUUAAAUCUGUGUUAGCUAAGCUAGCUAGCUAGCCAGGGAACCCAAGUCAUCAUUGACUUUUGAAUUAGCAGGCUAACUUGCUAGUCCAACUAGCCGUGAGUUUCUUAAUCAUAGGAUUUUUCUAGUGCAAUUCGUGGAUACGGUUUUGUGGUAAAUGGUCAUUUGUGUUAGUGUUGAUUAUUACACUGAAAGUUCGUUUCAGUGGUAGAACCAAAAGGAGGACAUUUUCGCUAGCAACAAGCUAGUUAGCUUUUUAGCCUGGACGCCAACUGGUAGUCAGUGAAUGUCAAGCCCGUGGAACGUGUGCCAUGAGAUAGCUUGCUUGGCAGCCUCCAGCCUGUCCAGCGUGCAUUGGGAAGACAAGAUAAAGUUGUUUAACCAGAGCAAGUAAUCCUCUAGAUUUCCACACUGCAAAGACAGAAUAAACCAGAGCUCUAUGCCAGCAAACAUGACAAUGUUGGCGGACCAUGCAGCCAGACAGCUGCUUGACUUCAGUCAAAAACUUGACAUCAAUCUGCUGGACAAUGUGGUCAACUCCAUGUACUAUGACAUCGGAUCCCAGCAAAGAAUGGCCCAGGAGGUGCUGACCAACCUUAAGGACCAUCCUGAUGCCUGGACCAGGGUGGACACCAUCUUGGAGUUCUCACAGAACAUGAAGACGAAAUACUACGCACUGCAGAUUCUUGAGACGGUGAUCAAAACACGCUGGAAGAUUCUCCCCAGAAAUCAAUGUGAUGGAAUUAAGAAGUAUGUCGUCGGGCUGAUAAUCAAGACCUCGUCUGACGCCGCAAACGUUGAGAAAGAGGGGGUGUACAUCGCCAAACUCAACAUGAUUCUCGUUCAGAUCCUGAAGCAGGAGUGGCCCAAGCACUGGCCCACCUUCAUCAGCGACAUUGUGGGGGCCAGCCGCACCAGCGAGAGCCUCUGCCAGAACAACAUGAUCAUCCUCAAGCUGCUCAGCGAGGAGGUGUUUGACUUCUCCAGCGGCCAGAUGACCCAGGUCAAGGCCAAGCACCUGAAGGAUAGCAUGUGCAACGAAUUCUCCCAGAUAUUCCAGCUUUGCCAGUUCGUCAUGGAAAACUCCCAGAAUGCCCCUCUGGUCCAGGCCACCCUGGAGACUCUGCUGCGCUUCCUGAACUGGAUCCCCCUGGGGUACAUCUUCGAGACCAAACUGAUCAGCACCCUGGUGUACAAGUUCUUGAACGUGCCCAUGUUUCGCAACGUGACGCUGAAGUGCCUGACGGAGAUCGCCGGGGUGAGCGUCAACCAGUACGAGGAGCAGUUUGUCAACCUGUUCACCCUCACCAUGUGUCAGCUCAAACAGAUGCUGCCCCUGAACACCAACAUCCGGCUGGCCUACGCCAACGGGAAGGACGACGAGCAGAACUUCAUCCAGAACCUCAGCCUGUUCCUCUGCACCUUCCUCAAGGAGCACGGCCAGCUCAUCGAGAAGAGGCCCAACCUGAGGGAGACUCUGAUGGAGGCCCUCCACUACAUGCUGCUGGUUUCGGAGGUGGAGGAGACGGAGAUCUUCAAGAUCUGCCUGGAGUACUGGAACCACCUGGCGGCCGAGCUGUACCGGGAGAGCCCCUUCUCCACCUCCACCUCCCCGCUGCUCUCCGGCAGCCAGCACUUUGACGUGCCGCCCCGACGCCACCUCUACCUGCCCGUGCUCUCCAAGGUGGGGGAGGUGCGUCUGUUGAUGGUGAGCCGAAUGGCCAAGCCCGAGGAGGUGCUGGUGGUGGAGAACGACCAGGGGGAGGUGGUCCGCGAGUUCAUGAAGGACACAGACUCCAUCAACCUCUACAAGAACAUGAGGGAGACUCUGGUGUACCUGACCCAUCUGGACUACGCCGACACGGAGCGCAUCAUGACGGAGAAGCUGCACAACCAGGUGAACGGCACCGAGUGGUCGUGGAGGAACCUGAACACGCUGUGCUGGGCCAUCGGCUCCAUCAGCGGGGCCAUGCACGAGGAGGACGAGAAGAGGUUCCUGGUCACCGUCAUCAAGGACCUGCUGGGCCUGUGCGAGCAGAAGCGGGGCAAGGACAACAAGGCCAUCAUCGCCUCCAACAUCAUGUACAUCGUGGGCCAGUACCCCCGCUUCCUGCGCGCCCACUGGAAGUUCCUCAAGACGGUCGUCAACAAGCUCUUUGAGUUCAUGCACGAGACCCACGACGGCGUGCAGGACAUGGCGUGCGACACCUUCAUCAAGAUCGCCCAGAAGUGCCGGCGCCACUUUGUGCAGGUGCAGGUGGGCGAGGUGAUGCCCUUCAUCGACGAGAUCCUCAACAACAUCAACACCAUCAUCUGCGACCUGCAGCCGCAACAGGUGCACACGUUCUACGAGGCGGUGGGCUACAUGAUCGGGGCCCAAACGGACCAGGCGGUGCAGGAGCACCUGAUCGAGAAGUACAUGUUGCUGCCCAACCAGGUGUGGGACAGCAUCAUCCAGCAGGCCACCAAGAACGUGGACAUCCUGAAGGACGCGGAGACGGUGCGCCAGCUGGGAAGCAUCCUGAAGACCAACGUGCGCGCCUGCAAGGCGGUGGGCCACCCCUUCGUGGUGCAGCUGGGGCGCAUUUACCUGGACAUGCUCAACGUGUACAAGUGCCUGAGCGAGAACAUCUCCUCGGCCAUCCAGACCAACGGAGAGAUGGUGACCAAGCAGCCCCUGAUCAGAAGUAUGAGGACGGUGAAGAGAGAAACUCUGAAGCUGAUCUCCGGCUGGGUCAGCCGCUCCAACGACCCCCAGAUGGUGGGAGAGAACUUCGUCCCGCCCCUCCUGGAGGCGGUGCUGAUCGACUACCAGAGGAACGUGCCGGCCGCCCGCGAGCCCGAGGUCCUCAGCACCAUGGCGACCAUCGUCAACAAGCUGGGCGCCCACAUCACCGGCGAGAUCCCCAAGAUCUUCGACGCCGUCUUCGAGUGCACUUUGAACAUGAUCAACAAGGACUUUGAGGAGUACCCCGAGCACAGGACCCACUUCUUCUAUCUCCUCCAAGCGGUCAACUCCCAGUGUUUCCCGGCCUUCCUCUCCAUUCCCCCGGCCCAGUUCAAGCUGGUGUUGGACUCCAUCAUCUGGGCCUUCAAACACACCAUGAGGAACGUGGCCGACACAGGUCUUCAGAUCCUGUACACGCUGCUCCAGAACGUGGCCCAGGAGGAGGCGGCGGCCCAGAGCUUCUACCAGACCUACUUCUGCGACAUCCUGCAGCACAUCUUCUCUGUGGUCACCGACACCUCCCACACAGCAGGCCUGACGAUGCAUGCGUCCAUCCUGGCGUACAUGUUCAACCUGGUGGAGGAGGGUAAGAUCAGCACGACCCUCAGCACGGCCACCCCGGCCACCAACCAGGUGUACGUCCAGGAGUACGUAGCCAACCUGCUCAAGACGGCCUUCCCCCAUCUACAAGAUGCCCAGGUGAAGGUGUUUGUAACAGGCCUGUUCAGCUUGAACCAGGACAUCCCUGCCUUCAAAGAGCACCUUCGGGACUUCCUCGUCCAGAUCAAGGAGUUUGCUGGCGAGGACACCACCGACCUGUUCCUGGAGGAGAGGGAGGCAUCUCUACGCCAAGCCCAGGAGGAGAAACACAAGAUCCAGAUGUCUGUCCCUGGCAUCCUCAACCCCCAUGAGAUCCCCGAGGAGAUGUGCGAUUGAAUACCAUCGGAGAAAGCGACAACAAACAUGUACAGUUUUGGAAAAAGAGCCCAAGAGAAAGCUGGGAGCUCCUCUUGUCAAUAGUGUGUGUGUGUGCGCAUGUGUGUGUGUGUGUGCGUGGGUGUGGGUGUGCGCGCACGUGCGAGUGAUUGAUUGAGAGGGGGAGGUGGAGGGAAACCGGAGGACCCUCAGCACUCGGUUGUAUGUCGACCAAAUCAAUGCCAAUAUGUAAAUGAGAAUUGCGCCCCUAACCCGGGGCCAGCCCCUUUUUUUGCAUACGGACGCAUUUUAUACGGAGACGUUUAUGUCAUAUGAUAACACUCUUUCCCUCGCUAAUUCAAGCUUUAUGUUUGGUCAUACUAUUCUUUGUUUAGAUGUGCAUGAAGUUGAAAGAAUUAAAGAUUAUUUUUAACCUUCUCUUUCUCUCUCCGCCUAUCCCACACAACCCGACCCAACUUGCCCAUCCCUAUUACCCCAUUCAAUUUGUUUAUAUGUAAUAUACGUUUAAAGCACACAAAGGUUACUCUAAAGUGCUCUAGCGUCAGAAGUUGCUUCGUAGGAAGAGAAGUACUUUUUUUUUUGUCUUCUCGAAGGAGCUGCACGGCACAUGUACACUGCAGAUGAAUGUGAGGUCAAUGGUUAGAAAUGACGCUGCUUCUUUUGUUGUUUUGUUUGUCAGCAGUUUAUUUUUUUCCUUGGGACAAGUCAGGGCUUCUGUUUGCACCCAAAACCGACUGCGAUGAAUUUGGACAAGAUUGUUCGAUCAAAUAGAAGGUUAAUGUGCAUAUCAUCCUGUUUGUAAAGCUGUCUUAGUACUAUGGGAACAUAAAGUUGGUUAUUUUUACAAAA
Messenger RNA from Osmerus eperlanus (European smelt), 4705 nucleotides. It is a transcript of the gene xpo1a, whose product is annotated as exportin 1 (CRM1 homolog, yeast) a. Gene Ontology annotation, biological process: ribosomal large subunit export from nucleus; protein export from nucleus; ribosomal small subunit export from nucleus. Gene Ontology annotation, molecular function: small GTPase binding; nuclear export signal receptor activity. Gene Ontology annotation, cellular component: cytoplasm; nucleus. The transcript is spliced from 25 exons. Bases 632 to 3856 code for a protein of 1074 amino acids. The record is from RefSeq and is a predicted model, not a curated record. NCBI's taxonomy places the organism in Eukaryota, Metazoa, Chordata, Actinopteri, Osmeriformes, Osmeridae.